Molecule: messenger RNA, 2123 nt
Organism: Lactuca saligna
Lineage: Eukaryota; Viridiplantae; Streptophyta; Magnoliopsida; Asterales; Asteraceae
Source: the annotation of a GenBank genome assembly
UAAGAUUACGCCACGAACCCACAAAUUUCGACAAUUCUAGUAAACUCUAUUUCUCGAACAACAACACUAGUGAUACAAAAUAAGAUACCGACGUCUUUUUUCGCCAACAAAUUUAUCGAUAAAAAGUUCUCCGAAAAAUGGGAGACAAAGCAAACGAUGAGUACUUCUUGGAGUAUAAUGAAGAUGACGAAGUUCAAUACGACGAUGUCGAAAAUAAUGAUAGUGACGAUGGUAGCGAUGACGAUGCAAGUCGUAACUCUACGCGUUCUUCAUCCCAUUUCUCCUCUCGUCAAUGGCCGCAGAGUUACAAGCAGACAAUUGAUUCAUAUUCAAUCACAGCAACACCAAAUUUCGGACUCCUUAGAUCUCCUUCUACCACUAUAUAUUCAUCCUUAUAUGAUAUUGGUAUCGAAAGUAACUUUGAUGCUGAAGCAAAAGCUCGGUUGCUAUCCGAAUGUGAAAAACUUUAUAGCAAAGAGAAUCUUGAAAAGAUCACAAGGAAGAUAUCAACAUGGUCAGGAAAGGGUUCUUUACACGAGCAACUUGGAGAACUUCCCAUUAGCCAUGGAUGCAGUGUUACUCAGACUGUAUUCAAUGCGGUGAAUGUUAUGGUUGGAGUUGGGCUUCUUUCUACACCAUAUACAAUUGCACAAGCUGGUUGGGCGGGAUUGGGAAUGCUAGUUGUGUUUGGUGUUAUAUGUUGCUACACUGCUUCACUCAUGAGGCAUUGCUUUGAGAGUAAAGAAGGGAUUCUUAGUUAUCCGGAUAUUGGAGAAGCUGCAUUUGGAAAAUAUGGGCGCCUCGUCAUAUCUAUUGUCUUGUAUACCGAGCUUUAUUCAUAUUGUGUGGAAUUCAUUAUAUUAGAAGGAGACAAUCUCAAUAGUUUGUUCCCUGGAGUGUCCUUAAAUCUGGGUGGUUUUACUCUCGACUCCAUGCACUUGUUUGCAAUUGUCACUGCUGUCAUUCUUAUACCUACUGUCUUGUUGAAGAAUGUCCGAGUAAUUUCAUAUCUAUCAGCUACUGGGGUAUUGGCUACAGUUGUGGUUAUCUUUUGUGUGUUUUACCUUGGGACAGUGAAUGUUGGGUUUCAUGAAAGUGGGCCCGCAGUUAAAUGGAAUGGUGUUCCGUUUGCUUUGGGCAUUUAUGUCUUUUGCUAUUCUGGACAUUCUGUGUUCCCAAAUAUAUACCAGUCAAUGUCUGACAAGACCAAGUUUAGCAAGGCCAUGGUAAUAGGUUUUUCAUUGAGUGGGGCUAUGUAUGGGGCUGUUGCAAUAAUGGGGUUUCUCAUGUUUGGUGAAAGUACCUUGUCUCAAAUAACAUUGAACAUGCCAGAUAAUGUGAUUGUUUCAAAACUUGCUUUGUGGAUAGUGGUCAUCAACCCGUUCACCAAAUAUCCUUUUAAUGAUGAUAACCAACUAGGAAUAGAAUUAAAAUCCUCCUUUUUAGUUUUUAAUUUCUAUAUCGUUUUAUUUCACUUGUUUCCUUGACAUUCUAUAAAUAUGCUUUGCUUAUGAAUCCAUUGGCUAGUGCCAUAGAAGAGCUGUUACCUGCAAGAGUCUCGAGUAGCACUUGGUGUUAUGUUCUUCUCAGAACAGCACUAGUCCUCUCUACAGUCUGUGUUGCAGUUCUCAUUCCUUUCUUUGGUGCUGUGAUGGCAUUGAUGGGAUCACUCCUAUGUGUAAUGGUGGCAAUAGUAUUGCCAGCUUUGCUGUUUCUGAAAAUUCAAGGAAAUAAGGCAACAACUACACAGAUUGCUUUGAGUAUUUCCAUUAUUGUGGUGGGUAUCAUGAGUGCUCUCGUGGGGACUUAUUCGUCAUUAUCCAGUAUUGUUACGGAAUAUUGAGGACAUUUUUUGGGCCCACAAAGAUGUGAUUCGUCAUUGUUUUAAGGCAAAAUAGUUGUAGGAGGUUUUAUUGGUAGCUACCGAGAGGUUAUAUUAUAUGAUUGUCAUUGAAAACAGCUCAAUUUUAUCACUUUUUUUUUGGUUCCAUGUAACAAAUUCAAUUUACUUGGUAUAUGUUAUGUUUCUAUAUAAAAUUUGGUCAUUAUGAGUGGAUAACACUUCGUACAUUUAGGUGAUAGCUAAUAUGAAUUUCUUAAAGUUUGAUAAAAUAUUCAAGUUG